Drosophila hydei is the source of this 629-nucleotide messenger RNA. It is a transcript of the gene osi, whose product is annotated as electron transfer flavoprotein regulatory factor 1. The transcript has 2 exons. The record is from RefSeq and is a predicted model, not a curated record. The coding region runs from base 150 to 401 and encodes 83 amino acids. Gene Ontology annotation, cellular component: mitochondrion. Lineage: Eukaryota; Metazoa; Arthropoda; Insecta; Diptera; Drosophilidae. Gene Ontology annotation, biological process: respiratory electron transport chain.
CUAUCGAUAGUAUAACCGUUUCAUAAACGGUCACACGGCAGUCUUUCAGCAUUGGUCAUCUGAGCACCGAGUGUAAAGCAACAAACAGUAUAAAGGUUUAGUUUAUAUUUUGCAUUUAACAGUUAUACAAAUACCUUCUAUUACUGGUGAUGUCACAGCUGCGCUCAAAAGUUAUCACUCUCUAUAAGCACUUACAAUACCUGGGCCGUGACUACCCCGGCCUAAAUGGGCCGCAAAAGUUUCGUAAGCAAGUUCACGAUGCGUUCAUGAAAAAUAAAGAUGAGCAAGAUCCUAAAAAGAUCGUCGCUCUGCUGGCACAGGGACGAUACCUCGCUAAGGAGGUGGAGGCGUUGUAUUCGCUGAAGAAGUAUCGUACAGUGAAGCAACGCUAUAAUGAUUAAGGCGGAAAUGCAAAAUGAAGGACUGAAAAAGAGAAUAUGAUACAUAAAAUAUGUUUUUUUUUUGUUUUUAUUGCUAAUUCGAAAACAAAACCAAAUGUAUAACCACACACACACACAGGCAUACACCUAUUGAAACCAACACACAUGCGAAACAUUAAUUGUUAUUUUCGAAUGUCUUGUCAAUGUUUAACUUUAAGUUAUUGUUGAAUAAAAGCAACAGUCAGUGAA